GGGGUACACAAUGCCACACAGUGCCUGACCCCCCUAGGUGAAGUAAAGAGGCUCCAAGUUCCCCUCCUUUUCCCCCCCCUCCCUCUCCCCGUGGUGAAGCCAUGCUGGCAAUCGUGGAGAUGGCCGCAAUGGUGGCCAUGGUGCUGAUCGUAAACGUUGGCGAUGGUGGUGAUGGUGGCAAUGGCCGCAAUGGUGGCGAUGGUGCUGAUUGUAAAGUGGCGAUUGUGGCGAUGGUGGUGGCGAUGGUGGUGGCGAUGGUGGUGAUGGUAGCGAUGGUGGCGGUGGUGGUCAUGGUGGCAAUUCCUGGCAGCGUUGGCGAUGGUGGCGAUGGUGGCGAUGGUGCUGAUCGUAAAGUGGCGAUGGUGGUGGCGAUGGCCGCAAUGGUGGCGAUGGUGGUGGCGAUGGUGGCGAUGGUGGUGGCGAUGGUGGAAGUUCCUGGCAGCGUUUCUUUUUCAGGCCUGGAUGUUAUAUAGCUCGUCGGGACGUGGGGUCCACAAUUCCGCGUCGGGAUACCCUGAUCUCCCGGCUGGCAUCGCUCCUAACCAAUACAUUGA
Chara braunii is the source of this 554-nucleotide messenger RNA. NCBI's taxonomy places the organism in Eukaryota, Viridiplantae, Streptophyta, Charophyceae, Charales, Characeae. The record is from the annotation of a GenBank genome assembly.